GUUGGAAUUCAUACCAAGGCAUGGUUUAUCGCUGGGAUAUUUCUACUAAUGACUAUACCAAUAUCUCUCUGGGGAAUACUACAACACUUAGUCCAUUAUACUCAACCUGAAUUACAGAAACCAAUAAUAAGGAUUCUAUGGAUGGUGCCGAUUUACAGUUUAGACAGUUGGAUAGCUUUGAAAUACCCCAACAUUGCAAUAUAUGUGGAUACAUGUCGAGAAUGCUAUGAAGCUUAUGUCAUCUAUAAUUUUAUGGUUUUUCUUUCAAAUUAUCUAACCAACCGGUAUCCAAACCUCGUAUUAAUAAUAGAAGCAAAAGAUCAGCAGAGACAUCUGCCGCCUCUAUGUUGUUGUCCGUCGUGGGCUAUGGGAGAAGUUUUGUUAUUUAGAUGUAAACUGGGUGUUUUGCAGUACACUGUUGUCAGACCAUUUACUACCAUUAUUGCUUUAAUUUGUGAACUAGUGGGAGUGUACGAUGAAGGAAACUUCAGCUUCAACAAUGCUUGGACUUACUUGGUUAUACUUAACAACAUGUCACAGCUAUUUGCUAUGUAUUGUCUGGUGCUGUUUUAUAAAGUACUACGUGAAGAACUGAACCCCAUCCAACCUGUUGGCAAGUUUCUUUGUGUGAAGAUGGUCGUUUUUGUUUCUUUCUGGCAAGCUGUGCUUAUUGCAUUGUUGGUGAAAGUUGGUGUUAUUUCUGAGAAACACACCUGGGAGUGGCAAAGUGUGGAAGCUGUGGCUACAGGCCUACAGGAUUUUAUCAUUUGUGUUGAGAUGUUCCUGGCUGCUAUUGCGCAUCACUACAGUUUUUCCUAUAAACCUUAUGUUCAAGAAGCUGAAGAAGGGUCAUGCUUCGACUCUUUUCUUGCAAUGUGGGAUAUUUCUGAUAUAAGGGCAGAUAUAUCAGAACAGGUUAGAAAUGUUGGAAGGACAGUUUUGGGCCAGCCAAGGAAAAUGUUUUUUGCCGAAGAUCACGAACAAAACGAGCACACAAGUUUACUGUCUUCAUCUACUCAAGACCCAAUUUCUGAUGCUUCUUCAAUGCCAUCUUCACCCAUGGGUCAUUAUCAGGGGUUUGGACACACUGUGACACCUCUCACAACACCAACGACAGCCCCUGCAGUUGAUGGUGUUUAUAACACUUCUGCUAUUCGAGACGCUGAGGAGUCACCCGAACUCGAGCACAAUUUGUCAGAGAAAGCUUUGGAUAAAAGUUAGACUCACCUUUUCUUCGAAUGUGUCGAGGAGUCUGUUAUAUACUUGCCACAUAUGUUAACAGGUACGGUUAGUGAUGAAAGCUGAAAGGUUUGGAAAAGCUCCUGUGCAGAUGGGAAGAGGAUAUGGCUGUAACUGGCAUCUGAAUUCCAAAUCUAUAAUGGAUGUGAGUAUCUGUGAGGACCCCAUGGAUAUAAAACACGCACACUGUAAAGGUUUCUGCAUAAAUUUAAGAAUCAACUCCUUAAACUGCUAAACACCUACACGUCAUGUCAAGGUUAUACUGACUUUUAUUAAUAGGAAAGAAAUAUUUGAAAAAAUACUCUGCUGUUCUAAAGACAAAGUGCAAGUACUACUAGCAAUGGGAAAAUGAAUGUAAUUAAGAAGGGCAGUAGCAAAAA
Messenger RNA from Leptosomus discolor (cuckoo roller), 1619 nucleotides. NCBI's taxonomy places the organism in Eukaryota, Metazoa, Chordata, Aves, Leptosomiformes, Leptosomidae. The record is from RefSeq and is a predicted model, not a curated record.